AUGGCGGACGCACAGAAACAAUUGCAGGCCGCCUCGGAAGAGUUCCAAAAGCUCCAGACCGAUAUGGACGGCUUGGUCGAGGCUCGCCAGAAGCUCGAGUCCCAGCAGCAGGAAAACGAGAACGUUCGCAAGGAAUUCAAUUCGCUGGACGAUGAAUCGAACGUCUAUAAGCUUGUCGGACCGGUCCUGCUGAAGCAGGAAAAACAGGAGGCACUCAUGGCAGUCAACGGCCGCCUUGAAUUCAUCGAGAAGGAAAUCAAACGGAUCGAAGAAGAAAUCAAAGAAAACCAAGACCAGAGCGACAAGAAGAGAGCUGAGAUUCUACAGUAUCAAAGCCAAGUGCAACAGGCUACGGCGUCUGCGUCUGCUUGA
Aspergillus tanneri is the source of this 372-nucleotide messenger RNA. RefSeq names its product tubulin-binding prefolding complex subunit YKE2. Gene Ontology annotation, biological process: chaperone-mediated protein complex assembly; protein folding. The record is from RefSeq and is a predicted model, not a curated record. Bases 1 to 372 code for a protein of 123 amino acids. Gene Ontology annotation, molecular function: protein-folding chaperone binding. NCBI's taxonomy places the organism in Eukaryota, Fungi, Ascomycota, Eurotiomycetes, Eurotiales, Aspergillaceae. The transcript is spliced from 4 exons. Gene Ontology annotation, cellular component: cytoplasm; prefoldin complex.